This is a messenger RNA of Drosophila obscura, 501 nucleotides long. Its product is annotated as rhodanese domain-containing protein CG4456. Lineage: Eukaryota; Metazoa; Arthropoda; Insecta; Diptera; Drosophilidae. The record is from RefSeq and is a predicted model, not a curated record. The transcript is spliced from 3 exons. Gene Ontology annotation, molecular function: thiosulfate-cyanide sulfurtransferase activity. Gene Ontology annotation, cellular component: mitochondrion. Bases 103 to 441 code for a protein of 112 amino acids.
UAUAGUUUACAAUCGGCGAACAUUUUUUUUGACAAGAUAAGCUUUUGCCUUUUGGGUUUUCAUUUGAAAUUUCUACGCUAUACGCUAAUAAAAUUCUCUGUGAUGGCCACCUACGAGGAAGUGAAGGAUGCUCCAAAUCAGCCAGACAAGUACCUGUUUGAUGUGCGCAACAAGUCCGAGUUGGAGGAGACAGGCGUCUUGCCGGCCAGCAUUAAUAUACCUCUGCCCGAGCUGGAGAGGGCCCUUAAUUUGCCAGAGGAAGCAUUCACCAAGACCUACGGCCGGAAUAAGCCGGCGAUUGAUGCGGUCCUAAUCUUUUCAUGCAAGGCAGGCGGACGCGCUGCUCGAGCUAGCAAUAUAGCCCACACCCUGGGCUUUGUCAAUGCCAAAGCAUAUGCCGGUUCGUGGACCGAAUGGCAGGAGAAGGAAGGAGUUCAAUAACCAAGCAGCACAAAAGAUUAUUUACAAAUUCUAAAAAUAUAUUAAAAAACCCUAAAUAAU